Colletotrichum lupini is the source of this 687-nucleotide messenger RNA. RefSeq lists its product as uncharacterized. The record is from RefSeq and is a predicted model, not a curated record. Bases 1 to 687 code for a protein of 228 amino acids. NCBI's taxonomy places the organism in Eukaryota, Fungi, Ascomycota, Sordariomycetes, Glomerellales, Glomerellaceae. The transcript has 3 exons.
AUGCACCACAUAGUUCCCCUGAGUAUGUGUCACGGGAACAACGUCUCUGGAUUUCUAGAUGCUCGUACGCCUCCUUUAGUUACCACAUCCAAGAAGAUGUGGGUGAAUGUCGGUAGAAUGUCAACAAGCCCGAGUCUACUGGCCGGAUCGCCAAGGAUGCACCGCCUCGAGGGGACACGCAAGACUGGCACACACCCCCAUCAAUCAAAUUCCCUCUCAAGCUUGGGCCACCUUCUAAACCUUUUGCCUUCUGGUUCUUGUUGGUUUGUCGGGAACCUAUCAGAAAUUGGGAUUCCUGCAUCUCGGCAAGCAAAGCCAGAGGCUAGCCCAGGAUACAUCACACCGUAUGAGUGGCCUGCCCUUUUCUUCCGUUUAAGGACAUCCACUCCUCCGCCAACGUUAACUGUUCCUUCCGCAUCCAACGGUCCUUUCUUCCUUCAACUCCCGGCGCAACCUCCGACAUCCAACAAAGUCGUCGCUUACCCGGGCCACGCAGCUCGAGGAAAUACAGACCGACAGACCUACAGAACCUUCUCUGUCUCACCUCUCCAAUUUCCGCCAUCAGCCCACCUGAGCGCGAUACGCCGGGGCGGAGGAAGUCUUACCGCCAUCAUCCGACGGAAAAGUCGCCCAAACCCAGCCGCCGCCAGCCACUGCUGCUUCCCGACCUGCAGCUACAGCAACUGA